ACUGGCGCUUCGCAGUGUGACACCGACGACCAGCCAGUGCGCUUGUGGAUGUGUUUGUAUUAUAUAUUUACUAUUAUUAUUAUUAUUGUAUCGUAUAAGAAUCGCGAAUUAGUGCCCUCGGUCCGAGUGAGAGAAAUUAUUAAUAUCGUUAUAUAGACACGGGCUGCGAAGUGUUUGAAAAUAUUAUUAUUUGUAAAAAAAAAAAAAAAAAUACAUCGACGAGUCGCGCAGCGGUAUAACAGCAGCAGCUGCAGCAACAACAACAUCAUCGGAGCUGGGAGACAAGAUCAUCCGCAGCGAGGAACGAGUCACGCAAAAAGAAACAAACAAAAACAGCUGCAUUAGACAUUAUACGUAAACGCCGAACUACGUGCGCUGCGCAUCGUUCAAGUAGAUAAACGAUCGUUUAAAAAAAAAAAAAAUAUCAUCCACCCACCAUCAUCGUGCCAUCGUCAUCAUACACAAAAAAAAAAAAAAACAACAACAACAUAAAAUAAAAAACACCAACAACCAUCCGUCGAUUAUCCAUUACGCCGAUAACAAUAGAAAAUAACUCCAUGAGCGAGUUAUUAUUAUGAACUUUGUCCUGGACACCUAUGGAAUGCUAUUGAACUUGCUUCUCGUUACCGAACAGCAGCAUCAGAAUCCAAUGCCGGACUUCAACGAUACCGCGCUGGAAACGCAGCUGCGUCGAUUUCUCUACCUCGGCAAGGAGGGCCCGGAAUACCAGCCCGGCAACUGGUUCGUGCACAAUUACUUCGUCGCCGAGAAUCUGCCCUCCGUCUACGAGCUCGCCGAGAAUCCGCUCAAGCACGACGUCGUUAUUUCGCUGAUCUUGGAGGCAAAAGAAAACAAACUCGUUCAGAAUCCGGAGACUUUGAUUUUUGCUCUAGCCGUUUGUGCGCAGCAAGACAAGAGCCAGGAACUGAAAAAGAAAGCGUACGAUGCUGUCAAAAAACUCUGCACUACGGCUGAAGAAUUCAUACUGUUUGUCAAGUUCUGUUCGCACAUUAGUAAACAUAAAAUACAACCCAAAAAUGGCUGGGGUCACGGAUGGAGAAGGGCUGUCAAGGAGUGGUAUUUGACCAAAUCACCAAUGACCCUUGCAAAAAUAGUCACCGAAGGUCUGCACAGGUAUGGAUGGGGUCACAAGGAUAUAUUGAAGCUAGCGCAUAUGAAAGUUUCGAAUCCGGACUUGGAAGCUGUUUGUUGUUAUAUUCUAAAAGGCUUCAAAGGUUUGAUGGUGUAUAAAGAAGAGAAAGGUUUAUCUCCAGAAGCUGAAGAAGUAUUCAAGUACAUUGAGUCAAUUGAAGAUUUCAAACACUGCGAGGAUGAGGUUCGAGGAGCAGCUCUAAUUGAAACUUUGAAUCUAAAUUUAAAUCAUGUACCCGGACAUUUUUUGAAAUCAAUGGAGGUUUGGGAUUCGUUGCUUAUUUCUAUGAGUUUGACUACUCUAUUGAAAAAUCUUCAGAGAAUUCACAAUAUGGGAUUUUUAUCCAAGAACAAUGCUUUAACAAACAAAGUUUUAGAUAUUUUGUGUAAGAAAAAUGUAGAAGAAGAAAAAAUCCAUCCUGCUCAACUCUAUAUUGCUCUAAAAAAUUACGAAAAUUCGGGAAAGCCACUUACUUUCGAAAAGCGAAAAAUUAGGGAACAAGCAAAGCGACCAAUACCACCACCUCCUGAACCUAAUAAAAUGAUCGUAGAAAAGCUCAAAUCAUUGUUCAACUUUUCAUUUGAGUGUCUUGAGGCAACCAACGUCAAUUACAUGAUAACGAUCAGUACAAACAAGAACAUGGAAAACAGUUGUUGGAAAUCUGGACACAUUAAAGCCAUUGAGGCCGCUCAAAUUAUAGCCCUUAGCAUCCUGAAGACGGAAAAAAUUGUGACUCUAGCCAGAUUUGAAAAGGAAGGCAUAACGUUGGUCGAAACCGAUGGGCAAGUUUCCAUGGCGCAAUUGAAGCGAAAACUCGAAACAUCAUAUGCUGACAUUUUUGACGCGAACAAACCCAUGACUUUGGCAGCAGAUUCAAAAAAAGUCGUCGACGUUUUCAUCAAUAUAGUUGAUCAAAUUCAUCCAAAAGCUGAAACUUCGGAAGAGGGUAUUAGAAAUUAUAGGGCCAAAAGCAAUCUACCCAAUGCCAAGUUGAUAAAUGUUACGUUGUGUGCUACAGCUUCAAACAAACCUGAUUUUUGCGAUAAAAAUUGUUUGACGAUAUGCGGAUUUGAUGGAGCUGUUCCAAGAGUCAUCGAAGCUUUUGCUAGAUCAUACUUUUAAAAUAGUAAACUCCUUCAUACGUAAAUAUCGAAGAUGAAGAACCAGAUAAUAUUUUAAUGGUUUAGCAUUGGUAAAAGUUCUUUUCAAAAGAGAUAAUCUCGAAAUUGCUAUUUUAAAUAGCAAAUUGUUGAAAUUUUUUUACAAAUUCCGAACAGCUGUUCACAAAUUCACCUGUUAUCAAGUAUUAAGUUGAAUUUUUAAACUAGUUUUAUGCAAGAAAUUCUCUCGCUCGAAAUUCAAACGCCAUUGAAGACAUUUCUACACGCUUCAUUUUUUGGCAAAACUUUUUCAUUCAAGUACGAUUCAAAUAAUCGUACCAAUCGAUAAUUAGAAUGUAAUUCUCUCUAUCGAGUCACUGAUAAAUGUAUUGGAAAAGUAUCAUUAUUACCUAAAACUGCAUUUUAGACUAAUUUCGAAGAUACAAUCUCGCAUCGUACUUUAACAAUUAAAAUUGUCUUAAAAUUGUUGCGUGGGCUCGAUCUAUAACUAUUAAUAAAAUGAUAACUUUCACGCUGAGCUUUAUUAAGUAAAAAAUUGUAACUAGAAUCUGAACGAGUAUUCUUAACGUUUCUAUAUUAUAAACGUUUCGCUCGAUAAAACAUGAUACAAUCACACACACUGAUACGCGUCGAUGUGUGAAAAGAAACAAAGUCGCGCACGGGUUUUUCCUAGAACAAUUUAAUAAUUAUUUGAUCGAAUGUUUUUUGCUAGAUUGAUAUGUUUUAAUUGACUGAAAGUCAAUCGAUUUAUUUUUUAUUAAUUAAAUUGUCUUACAAAACGUGUAAAUACCGUUUACAGAUAUUUUUAUCGAAUUUAGGAGCGCCGAAGAUUAUUUUUAAUCAUAUAGUUUUUUCAAGAAGAAAAAAAUCGAACUACUUUUGUACUUCGCAGUUAUAGUAUAAUGUGUUUAUGAAUCAAAAUGUACAAUUUUUAUUUGCUAUUUCAUUAUAAAAUAUAAAACUUAGAAAAAAAAACCAGAAAAAACUCGUUCACGCAACAGAGGUAAUUUUUUAGUGUUUAAUCUAGAUUAUUUAAUACAGAUAUAAACUAUUUUAGUGCAUAUCGGAAGUAAUGUAUGGUGCAUUUCUCAGCUGUAAUGAAACAUAAUGUGAGACGAAGUGAAAAAAGUUAACUCAUGGUUUAUUUGACACUAGCUCAUUUGUUUGUCCAAAACGCUGCCAAUAAUUAUAUUUAAAAAGAAAAAGAAAAUUAAUAUGUAUCAUAGUAACAGAAACGCUUAUUGCAAUAGCAAAAAACAAAAAUUAAGCUCGAAUAUUCUGUAAUUUUUACUAGAUGAAAAACGGAUUUAAAAGCUGAAUAUUUAUAUUAAGAAAACACAUUUAUUGUAUAAAAUGGACUGACGCGCCUCUGCUAAUAUAUAUAGAAAAAAAUAACACGGAUAAAAAUAAAACACGAGGAAAUAGAACAUUUUUCGAUGACUUAUAUAGGAUUAAUAAAAGAAUACUAUGAAUGUGUAAAAAAGGUUACAAAUGAAGAGGCAAAGCAAAAAAUUGUUUCCCACUGUGAUAUGCAUUUAGCCCCAAAGAAUGUGUACUGACGUACAUUAGAUAUAAUUUUACUAUUUAUCUCUUCGUAUUUGCCAUAUCCGAAGCGAAAGAAAACGUUUAAUAAGCAAAAAAAAUUAUGAAUGGAAACUAAUCGCGCUACCGAUACAUAAUACUGUGAUACACCAAAAUAAAUUGUUUAUAUUGUUCGAAGUAGUAAAACGAAACAAAAAUAAAAACAGGUGGCUACGUUAUAUAAUUAAAUUUAAAAAAAAAGAAGAAGAAAAUAAUAGCUAGAGGCGCUUACGAUGACGUCAGUCCAAUCACAAUUUGUUGAUUAAAUAACGUUAAAAAUAUUUCGUACAUGCACGAAUUUUGUUGGCGAAUACAAAAUAAUAUGAUGAUGGAAAAAGAAACGCAAGACUCGAAAGAAUUGAUUAUUUGGUAUGUUAUUAAUGUUCAGUGUGUUGAAUAAUUUUUGCGAGCGAUAAAAUUUAUACAUGAAUAAUGCGAAUGCGAAAAUAUAUAGGCAUAAUUUUUUCACUCCACUGGCGAAACUCGAUGGUCGAUCUAAACGUCAAACGCGAUAUUGUAUUAUAGUAGAAAAAGGCUAAGCUUUCAUUGCUUCUAUGAAGUUCUUAUGAUGAAUAUUUUGUGAUUGCAUCGAAAAAAAAGUGUCUUUGCAAGUUAUAUAGAUUACGAAAAAAAAGGCAAAAUCCGUCACGUUGGGUUUUAUUUCUGCAUUCGAAUGCUUUUCAAGGGGCAUUUCGUUUGGCCGUUUUGAAUUUUGUAUUAUAUAAAUAGAUGUAUUUAAAGUACGGUAAAAACUCAGCAAUACGCGCUAAAUAAAAUAGCACGAACUUUUUUUAAAAAUCUAAUUCUGAGACGCUUAACUCUCCUUGUGUCAGUAGGAAAAGAAACAAACGAAAGAAAUCAAACGAUGAUUUUUUUUAUCCAUAAUGGCUGUGCCCUGCUAACAAAAAGUCUGUCCUAUAUGAGAAGAAAAACAAAAAAAUUUUAUGAUAAACAUGUUAUAUUUAUAAAAGUGUACGAUAGCAUUGAUAAUUAUUACAGCACUCGUUGCAAGUUUGUUAUAUUCUCUCCUUUUGUACAAUGUAAGAAACGAUAAAAUAAUUCGACGUUUAGAAUCGACGUCGAGACUUUCGACGCUCAUAUGAAUCCUCGAGACAAUGUUGGCCACGAAUCAGUCUAGUUCAAUUUUGUUUGCUCUCUGAUUAUACACAUAAGUAUACAAUUAUAUAGGAUAUUUAUAUGCAUUCGUACUGCUAUCCUAAGCAAGUUGAAAAAAAAUCAGUUUUCACAGUGAAGAAACACAAGUCCACGACAUCUUCUCUUUUUCUCUUGUCUCCUAAAACUUUUUCUCUCUCACGCGAAAAUAAACAAACGUUUACACGGUACACACAGCAGGCGUAAAAUGUACGACUUAUAUUAAUAUAUAAUAAGCAGCAUAUAAAUAAUAUAAUAUCAAUACCGAUAAGUUGUUCUAUAUAUACUCGCGCUAUUUCGACCAAUUACGAUAUCGUAUACAAAAAGUACGUGUGAUCAGUAUGGCUUUGGUCUCCGACUUGAAAUGUAAUAAUAAUAAAUAAUAAUAAUAAUCAUAAUGAUUGCGUUCGACUAUUAGAAAAAAAAAA
Trichogramma pretiosum is the source of this 5435-nucleotide messenger RNA. RefSeq names its product 60 kDa SS-A/Ro ribonucleoprotein-like. Gene Ontology annotation, molecular function: RNA binding. Lineage: Eukaryota; Metazoa; Arthropoda; Insecta; Hymenoptera; Trichogrammatidae. The record is from RefSeq and is a predicted model, not a curated record. Gene Ontology annotation, cellular component: ribonucleoprotein complex. The transcript is spliced from 8 exons. The coding region runs from base 575 to 2275 and encodes 566 amino acids.